Messenger RNA from Protomyces lactucae-debilis, 2250 nucleotides. RefSeq lists its product as uncharacterized. The record is from RefSeq and is a predicted model, not a curated record. Lineage: Eukaryota; Fungi; Ascomycota; Taphrinomycetes; Taphrinales; Protomycetaceae. The coding region runs from base 252 to 2009 and encodes 585 amino acids. The transcript has a single exon.
GACUAACAACCAGGAUUCCCUUUGACCGAGCUCUCGACCUGGCCAAUCGCUACGCCAUCACAGAUGCUCUCUAUCCACUCUUUGUGCAAGACAUCAAGAAGUUCCUCCUGCACCCAGCCAACUAUGCUCGAACGGCUGCCGUCUUUGCUGCAGCAACACAGAGGCAAGGGGUAGCUGCAGGAUCUACUGCAACGUCCGUUGAUGGAGACGAUCAACGGCCCUCCUCAGCUGCUCUGCAUCGCGCAUUGUCCAUGCCUACACCCAUUGACCGAUCUCUUCCAACGCUCACACCGCCAUCCAGCGCAUCCACCAAUGGCGACUACUGGACAGCAUCGCCCAAUACACAUAUUCCGCUAAGCGAGUCGCAAGCUCGCUCGCACAGUCUACCGGGUACGCCCGCUCAGACGCCGCCUGCGCCGCAAUAUAUGCCUUCUCACAUGCAGCAGCCGUACAUCGGCUCCUCGCUCGCCAAUGGCGACGGCAACAUGCCACGCGGUGGACCACCUUCGCAACAUCCCGGUGCAGCAUACAUGGGCCCACGAUACGGGCAACAGCCGGACACGCAGCGCAUGUACUCCACUCAGCACUCUCGCAACCCAUCUAUGAUGUCGUAUGAGAACGAGGACAUGAGUAUCGAGAGCAGCUCUGUCGCACUGACAGCUGAUCAUGCCUCUGUCAACAAUGGCGUUCCUCCACCACCUGCUGUGGCUAUGCAGCAUGCUGGAUCGAGUCAAGGGGCGGUAGCCUCCCUGAACGGGCAUCAUGCACGUCAACGCAGUCAGCAGAUUCGUGGAGCUCUGCCAUCGCCGGGUGGUCGUCAUGCACCAGUCUUUGAUCAGAACGGUCAGCCUAUGGGCGAGAUGAGGUUGCCUGGUCUUGCUAGCAGUAAUGCAGCAGGUAGCAGCUUUUCAACGCACAGUGGACCACAAACGCCUGGUGGCUCUCGUUCUCAUGCACGCACGCAAUCGCGUGGUUCAACAGGGAAGGUCUUCAGUACACCCAAUUUGACCACUCAAAUGACUCGCUGGGCUGGACAAACGCCGAAUGGCUCACCAACAAAAGGGACUACACCGCACAGUCGUCAGCAUAGUCGCGAUGCAGCGAGCAUGGGCCAGGGUCCUUCUUCCGUGGCAGCAAGUUGGGUACAACAGCAGCAACAGAUGGCUUUUAGUACACCACAGCAAGCAGCGCGAGUAGGUGGACAUCCUCAACAAUCUCAACAACACGCGGGCGGCUUACCUCAGAUAUUUGAGGAGACGCCGUCUUGCCGUAUGGCUUACCAGCUGCAUGGUACGCGUGCUGAGAGUGGUGCAGCGGGUGAUAUGCAAGCUGAUGCAGGCCAAUCUCAGCAACCACAUCGUGCAGGAGGCCAAAGUGCACCGCGUUUUGUUGAUUAUGGACAGCCGGCUGAUGAACACGGCAAUCAUGGUCCCUCACGACAGCACCCUAUGCAAAGUCCCAUUGUGCCUGGUUCUGCUCCCAAUUUGGGUCUAGGACUGGAUAUAGGACGUGCUGGCAGUCCUCGAGCGCGUCUUGGUCUUGGCUUGGAGUCGCCCUUGAGCGGUAAAACGAAGCGUGAUCGCACUGUAUCGGAUGGACGAGAUGAUGAGUUUGCCUACCAUCAACCACCACCGCCAUUGCAGCAAUCCUCGCAACAGCGAGGUCAGUUCAAUGCCCCGCCUCGAUAUGGCUAUGGGCAGCAAGACCGUAAUGAAGACUAUGCACCACCAUCGCAUGCUUCUGAGCGUGUAUUACAGUCUCCCCUCAAUGGCUCGACUCCGGGCAGCGGUGGCAAGAAUUCUGAUGCAUUCAGUCAUGGCUCUGCCUCGCAGCAACAACAUCAACAGCCUCCCCAGCAUGCACUUGUGCGGCAGUAUCGCACACAGCAGCAACAGCAGCAGCAGGUCGGAGACUACCAGAGUAGCCCACGUGGCUCCCCAACACCGCCACCUUUGCUAAAGCACGACGAGGAACGUCCCUCCGCCAGGCGUCAGCGCUCUUUUCAAUAAAGUCCCCCAUGCGUCUCAAUAUGACUUCAUUCACGAAAUUUCAACUCACAGGUCACGCACUGAUUAUGGUCUUUGCCCUGUCUUUCAAUUUUUCCCUCAUCGACUCUUCGUUUGUAAGAGUAUGCACAGCCCCGAGCACCCACCUCAUGCAGUUCGCUGGCGGACCAUCUAAACUCUUUUGUAGUGCUCUUUCCUGCUUUUUGCCAUACGCCAUUUAACAAGACAUGUUUUUCGAUCUUUA